AUGCCGCAGAGAUGUUCGCCAAUGAAGAACAAGGCAGCCAAAGAAAGUGGGUUAUUAGAAUCAGAUAACAACAUUUCUGAAUGUUUACGACAUGUUGUCUCCUUCAAGAUGCCCACAACCCUUCGAAGUUUGUUUGCUACAAUCUUAGUCCAUUGCAACCCAACCGACGUGAGAUGUCUCUGGGGCAUAUAUUACAGUCACAUGUUCGAAUACUUUCAAAGGAGGCAUUCCAGCACAACUGAGGCACAACUGCAAUGUACCUCGAAAAGUAUUAACUAUUACUUGGAGAGUAUGGGACAAAUUGUUGACAAAUAUGAUAUCCCUCAAAUCAAACAACAUUUACAGCAAACUGAACAACAAGAAUGCAGAGAAAUAAUAGAAGAAUUGUCUGUGAAGGUGCCAAUUGAAGAUGUUGACACCCAAUCAAAGUUGAAUCAAGAACAAACACAAACAUUCAAUACCAUUCUCGAAAGGUCUAACUUAGGAAUACCCGGGUUAUUCUUUGUAAAUGGGCUUGGAGGAACUGGAAAAACUUUCCCAUAUCGAGCAUUACUGGCCAAGGCAAAAGGUAUGAUAGCAUUGACAUCUGUAACCAGUGGUGUAGUGGCAACAAUAUUGCCUAGAGGCCGUAUAGCACACUCAAGAUUUGGCAUACCACUACAAGAAAAUGAGACAACAAUGACAAAUAAGUCAAAACAAGGUGGAGGAGCAAAACUAAUUACACAAGCUAAAUUAUUAAUAUGGGAUGAAGAACACAUGGCUAAGCGACACACAAUUGAAACAGUCGAUAGAAGCUUUCGCGAUAUAAUGGAUAGUGACAUACCUUUUGGAGGUAAAGUCAUGGUUUUUGGAGGUGACUUCCAUCAAGUUUUGCCUAUUGUACCAAAAUCUACACGCGCAAAGAAGGUAGAUGCAAGUUUGGUGAGGUCAUAUUUGUGGCCUUUAAUGGAAAAGAUUCAACUUUCAACAAAUAUGCGAGCCAGAGCCGAUACAACUUUCAGUGAGUUUUUGCUUCGUAUUGGAAAUGGAGAAGAGACGACAGUAAAUGAUAAUUUAGUGGCAGUUCCAGUACAAAUGAUUGUCCAACAAAGUUAG
Messenger RNA from Solanum stenotomum, 1095 nucleotides. RefSeq lists its product as uncharacterized. The record is from RefSeq and is a predicted model, not a curated record. Gene Ontology annotation, biological process: telomere maintenance; DNA repair. Gene Ontology annotation, molecular function: DNA helicase activity. NCBI's taxonomy places the organism in Eukaryota, Viridiplantae, Streptophyta, Magnoliopsida, Solanales, Solanaceae. Bases 1 to 1095 code for a protein of 364 amino acids. The transcript is spliced from 2 exons.